This is a messenger RNA of Mizuhopecten yessoensis (Yesso scallop), 5184 nucleotides long. RefSeq names its product NFX1-type zinc finger-containing protein 1-like. The annotation marks the transcript as partial. Gene Ontology annotation, molecular function: zinc ion binding; helicase activity. Gene Ontology annotation, biological process: regulatory ncRNA-mediated heterochromatin formation. Gene Ontology annotation, cellular component: nucleus; nuclear RNA-directed RNA polymerase complex. Lineage: Eukaryota; Metazoa; Mollusca; Bivalvia; Pectinida; Pectinidae. The record is from RefSeq and is a predicted model, not a curated record. The transcript is spliced from 2 exons.
GUAGGUUCCCGUGAUCAACUUUCAAGAAGUUUAUCAAUACACAUAAAUCGUCAUAGGCUACAAACGGGCAUAGUAAACCUGCUUGUAUACAUGUACGUGACAGGUCACUCGUCUAGCCGCCAUGAUCAAAUAUUCGACUCCAGACUGUCCUGUUGUAGAGAUGUGGGACAAAUCGCGUAAUUUCUGCUAGAGGAUGGACUCGUUUGACCAGGGUGUAAAUUCAAGCGCAAAAAGGAACUUAGCUACAACGACAUGAAACUGUAAGUAGAUAAUAUCCUUCAUAGCGACAGGAUUUUAAAAUGGCAUGGGGAAAAGCACCACAAAUGUUCACUGGCGAUCAGUUGACAUCGUUACUCACUGAAUCGGAGACAUGCGCAGAUGUCCUGGAUUUCCUAGUUACCAAAGAGAGACAGCAGACAGAGUUGACCUUGAGUCGGCCCGGACUAGCACCUGAUUACGUAACACAAAUGGUGUUAGUCCUGCUAAAGGCCUCACAGUGCAAGACGAAUGAAGUAGGCGUCAUAGAUCUCCUCACCAUCCUGGUUGGUUCAAAGUUCUUCAUGUGCGAGCUGGUAGCUACGUCAUCAACGUUUACAUGCCAUACUGAAGGAGAAGACGCUCUCAGAUUUAUUGAUAAUUUAGUUGAAAUACUUCAACAAGUGCAUCGGCUGCUUCCGAACUUGUUCAACAACGCUUUUUCUCUGAUUAUCAUCUUAAAGAAAAAAACAGAAGACAUACUUAUGACAUCUACAGAAGAACAACGACAACGUGUUGUAAAAUUGUCAGAAAAGCUAUCAGAAAUGAGAGACAAUGUCAUGAAGGUAUUAGUGUCGUGUCCUCAAGACGAUCCUCGGUUUCCGUUUGAGAGACAAGCCCCACCAGACGACUUCCGUAACAUCCCAAUACUACCCAGAGUUGUCGAUAUCUUUUUAAGAUCUCGCGGUUCAUUUCUACGUAAAAAUAAAUCACGUGGUGGCUACAACGACCUGAAUCAUUACUUGGACGUCCAGUUCCGCCUAUUAAGAGAAGACUGCAUCUGUCCCUUACGCGAAGGAAUUACCCAGUACGUGCAAGAGACGAGCACUGGAUGCCAUGUUCGCCGACUUCAGAACGGCAGACUUUACAGGAAUGUAACGGUAAAGAAACAUGGCCACUACUUGGAAGAGAAACUAUUCGAAGUUACACUUGAUAGUCAACAUGCCCAGAAAAUUAAUUGGAAGUCUUCCAAAAGACUUUUGCACGGAUCGCUUCUUUGUUUCUCGGCCGACAAUUUCCAUACAAUGGAAUUUGCUGUAGUUGAAAGCCCGGACAGACAAAUGCUCGCUGAAUCAUACAUUUUUCCUGCUAUUUUCCCCACUUUUGCCGAAAUUGAACUCAGUACUAAAUAUACAAUGGUUGAAUCUUCUGCUUUCUUCGAAAGUUACCGGCACGUUCUAGAAGGUCUGCAGAACAUAGAAAAGCUCCCGUUAGAACAAUACAUCGUUGAUUGUAAAAACAGCAUAAAUCCACCUAGGUACCUACAAAAUGAUUCGUCAGAAUAUGACUUGGAGCCAAUUGCUUCUGACCGACUCCUGACAACAGCAUUGGAUACUAAAAGGAAAACAGAGAAUAAUCUCCAAGUUAGACUACAUGACCCUAUGAGCCAGUGGCCAAGGGCUGAUGUUCUCCACCUCGACCAGUCCCAGUACGUAGCUUACCAUGCUGCCCUAACGCAGGAGUUUGUUCUUAUACAAGGUCCACCAGGCACUGGAAAAACACAUGUUGGCAUCCAGAUUGUAAAAACUCUCCUGCAUAACAAAAACGUAUGGAGUCAGCCUUCCAAAACAGAGGAGGCAGGUUUAUUAACUACUAGACCACUGGGGAAAAACUCAGAUCAAAAGAAUAACCAAUUGCUUGUAGUUUGUUUCACAAACCAUGCCCUCGAUCAAUUCCUUGAAGGAAUUGUUGGUUGUUUUGAAGGCGAAAACAGGGCGCUCUUGCAAAAUGAAAUUGUGCGAGUAGGCAGUCAAUGUAAAAAUCUUACAAUCGAGCCUUUCAACCUGAAGAAUCACAAAAAAGACUUUCACUGUGACUACACUAAACUUGAAAAGCUGAGAAAGACUGCAACCGCGCUACACACUCAACUGUUAACGAUCCAUAUCAGCUUACGAAACCUGCAAACCACAAUACUGGAAUUCGAGAUACUUAGGCCUGUCAUGUCGCAAAGGCACGCGGAUGCAUUCGCCUGUGAUACACCCCAUGCAUCAUCUCAAAAACUUUACCAGUGGCUUAAGGCAGGAAAAGGCCCAUGGAUAAAAAAGGCCAGUCAAGCAUACAAGAAAUCACUUAAAACAACAAAACAACCAAAGCAUGACCACGCCAAUCGACAAAAUGCAGUUAAUCAGGAUUUCAUAGACACAGAAGCCGAUAAAGCUGAAGAAGAGAUCCGUAUCGACGACGACGACCUUCAUUUAGCAACCCGUUUGAAGAUUGGGCUUGAUAUCAAGGAGGAAAUUCAAAAUAUCCUGAAACCGAAACAUGAGUAUAUGCCACAAAUAGAUGACGCAUUGAAAUCGUUUUUGAAGCAGGAAGCAGACAUCACAUUGUCGAAAUUGUGUUCUGUGAAUAUGAUGAGAGCAAUGGAAGUCAAAUCACUCCGUGGUAGUCUGAACAAGCUCAAGCUAGAAAGACGAUGGAGGCUGUAUCGUUUCUGGGUUGACACAUACAAGAAAAUGCAACUUGAAAAAAUGCCGCACGUAGAAAAAGAACACUUGCAAAUUAUGAAAGAUUACAAAAAAGAGAAAAAGGAAUCAGAUGCGAGAAUUUUCAAAAAAUCAACAGUCAUUGCCAUGACGACAACAGGUGCCGCACGUUAUCAUGACAUUCUCCAAGAAAUUGGUCCAAAAAUCGUAAUUGUAGAAGAGGCUGCGGAAGUGUUAGAGGCCCACAUUGUUACCGCUCUCAGUCCAAAGUGUGAACACCUCAUUCUGAUAGGGGAUCAUAAACAACUAGAGCCGAAACCUUCAGUCAUGCAACUGGCCAUGAAAUACAACCUGUCUCUUUCAAUGUUUGAACGCAUGUUGAACAACGGAAUUGAAAACCAUUGUCUACACCGGCAACAUAGAAUGCGACCAGAGAUAUCAACACUUGUUCGGGAUAUAUACCCUGUUUUGGAGGAUAAUGAAAAUGUUCUGGAUUAUGAGCAUAUCAAGGGAGUGAAAAAAGACGUCUUCUUCAUAAAUCACAACCGUCCUGAGGAUUACACAGAUGACAUUAAAAGCUAUUCAAACAUGCACGAGGCACAGUUUAUCUCUGAGCUGUGCAGAUAUUUGCUGAAGCAAGGUUACGAGGGCACUCAGAUUACAGUGUUGGCUGCCUACACUGGUCAGAUGUUUUCUAUUCGUCAUUGCAUGCCAAAAGAGGAAUUCAAGGGCGUCAAAACUGUUGCCAUAGACAACUUUCAGGGAGAGGAAAACGAUAUAAUUCUGCUGUCACUCGUCCGAAGCAAUAAAGAAGGAAAGAUUGGGUUUCUCUCCAGGUCGAACAGGAUAUGUGUCGCUCUCUCCCGAGCCAAGAAAGGACUGUAUGUCAUUGGAAACUUUGACAUGUUUGUUGCGCGCAGUUCACAAUGGUCACAUAUUGUGAGCAAAGUCAAACAAGCAGAGCAGUUCGGUGAUUCCCUGCCUCUUUUUUGCCAAAACCACCCACAUGAAGACGGUGUACAGGUGACAGCAUCUGCAGACUUUGCCAGAGCACCUGAUGGCGGAUGUCAGAUACCGUGUGGAUUCAUACUACCGUGUGGUCAUUCAUGUCGUCUGGCUUGCCAUCCAAUGGACAGACAACAUACCGCAUAUGAAUGCAAAACAGUAUGUUCUGAGACUUGCCCUAAUGGUCAUCCUUGUAAUAAACCAUGUCAUCUCGGGAAGGUAUGCAACUGUCAAAAAUUGAUGAAGAAACCUCUUCCUUGCGGACAUGUCACAACUGUGCGGUGUUGUGAAUUUUCGGAAGUUUGUGUUUGUUCUGUCUUUGUGAAUAAAGUUCUCCCCUGUGGUCACCAAGCUGAAAUGAAGUGCCAUGCGGAUCCAGCUAGGAACUCUUGUGAAGUUUUAGUCACAAAAAUACUCGUGGACUGCGGACACACUGCAGAAUUGCCCUGUUCGAACGUAAACUUCGACUUUAAAUGUCAACAGAAAGUGUCACUUGUUCGUGGGGAAUGUGGACACCGUUAUCAAAUUGCCUGUCACGAAGAUUCAAAAACAUAUCAAAGCGAAAACUUAUGUCAGGAACUCGUAACAAAAACAUUCCUGUGCAUGCAUGUUGAGGAAGUGAUGUGUUGUGGUUCUCAAUAUGCUAACUGUAUAAAGCCCUGCACCUUCCAAUGUCAUCAUGGGCACUCUUGCGGCAAACUGUGUCACUUUCAAACUCCCUGUAAGUGUGAAUUUCUAGUUGAGAAGACAUUGCCGAAAUGUGGUCAUCAAUUGCUGAUAGAAUGCCACUCAGAAGACGACCCGGCGUGGUUGCAAGUACCCUGUGAAGAAAUUGUUUCUAAAGUAAUCCCUCUCUGUGGUCAUUCACAAAACAUGAAAUGCAAAGAAUCCCCUCAGACGCAACAAUGUCAGGAAAUUGUUCUCAAAAAACACCCUCUGUGUGGUCACAUGGUUGCGAUGAUGUGCUCAUUGACCCCCUCACGCUCCAUGCAAUGCAAAACUAUCGUGCACAAGACACUCGUCUGUGGACACAAACAAAAUCAGGAGUGUUCAGCAAGCAACGUUACGUGUACUGUGAAUGUAUUAAAGACCAUUCCAUGCGGCCAUCAACAGCUUGUCCCUUGCAACAAAAUGGACGCCCCAGUAACUUGCAUGAAGAGGAUAACAAAGAAGUUUCAGAAAUGUGGACAUGUAACAGAAAUGUUCUGUUGGGCAUCAGCACUAUAUCUGCAUUGUCUCCAGACAAUUACUUUAACAAAAUGUGGACAUCAAAAGACGGUUUCUUGUGAGAAAAACAUGCAUGGAGUUGAAAUGGAAAAAGCUGAAAGAUUAUACAAAUGUAAGUUGACAUGUUUUACCGAAGUGACAUUGCAUUUUGCGUGUGGCCAUUCUGAAACGACUCAGUGUCAUUUGUCCGAGACUGUGCGACAAUGUUCAAAAGGAUGCUGUCCUCACAUCUUAUCAUGUGGACAUCCCUGUACUGGAAAAGACGACGACU